AUGUCUGCCGUUCUCCAGCCCUCCAAGGAAUCUAUCAUAAAGUUCAUUGUAGAACACAAACAGAGUACAGCCGUGUGUUUAUUUGAUUUGAAGCAAGAAUUUGGAGAUUCAUGCAUGCCAUCGCUUGAACAUCUAGUGGGGGAAACUAUUUUAACAGAACGGAAGAGAAACAUAGGAUCAAAUAAUACGUGUGAUAGCUUUGGUAAAAACUCCGAGGAUACUUUAACUAUAUAUUAUCUCGAUAAUUCCCGUACUGAGCAUAAAGGCGUUAAGCGCAAAUCGCUACCAGAAUCCGAUAUCACAUCCAUAGAAUCUGAUCCGAAAGCUCUGGCUGAGAAGACUAAACCAAUUUAUGCAAAGCAGACUUUAUUACAGUCACAGAUAAAAUCUCUCGAGGAACGACUAAACGCGUUGAAAGCAGGCGAGACAGAAACCAUGAAACAAUUCGAUGGAGCAACCGAUAUCCAAAAGAUUCUCAAUGCUCAUUAUAAACGAAUACAUGAAUAUAAUGAAAUAAAAGAUGUUGGACAAAUGCUGCUUGGAAAGUGUGCAGAAAUCGAGGGAACAACAACCAGAGAAAUGUAUAAGAAGUUUGGCGUAGAUAUCGAAGAUUAA
This is a messenger RNA of Paraglomus brasilianum, 615 nucleotides long. The record is from the annotation of a GenBank genome assembly. Lineage: Eukaryota; Fungi; Glomeromycota; Glomeromycetes; Paraglomerales; Paraglomeraceae.